CAAUAUCGUCAUGUUAUGCGCAUGCGUUGGUUAUUCUUAGCUCUGCGAAUCCGUAUUAAAUUUCUGAACAUUUUUUCAGUCCGCGAGUUUACGCGUUGGGGUGCGGUUCUCCGUUUCGAAAUUUAUGUAGUGACAAGAACUCUUAUAGCGAAUUACAAACGAGUGAAAAGAUUUGAACAGUUCCAGAAAGAAGCCCCAACAGAAAUGGCCGACACAGUGAAGAAAUCUAGAAUAGUAAGUGAAGAAGACAAGGAUAUGGAGGCGGCUUUGUUAGAAGAAUUUAACAUCAGAUUAAAAAAGUGCAUGAGCAAUGACGACCUCCAAAAGGAGGCGGAGCCCCCCGAGCCCCACGAAAUCUACGAAAGCGUCGGCGUAGACAAUCUUCACGAGAAUUACUACGAAGAACCCUCGGACGUCCUGGAAAACGGACACGACGACGAAAACAUCUACGAAAACAUACCGGAAAAGACUGAACGAUCGGACCAAAACGACUUAGCAGUAGCGGGAAUCGAAGACCAUUACGAAGAGUUGGAGGAGGCUCAUGUCCCUUUGCCCACCACCUUUUUAACGGAUUACUCGGAGAGCAAAUCGCCAGAGUCGGACGGCAAGGCGUCCGUGAAAAAUCGGAUGUUGUUAUGCACCGACGACACCUCCACGUUGCUCUUCACUCAAACGGUGACGUCGCCCAUGCUCACUCCUUCCGAGGAGAACAUCGACUUCCUCAAAGGCUUCCAACGCGAGCCGAUCAACUCGGACGGUGCGCUAUCGAGCGCUCCUCCUUUACUGGAGGACGAGAACUUUUACGAAAACGCCAGUUUUUUCAAAAACACCACGCCGGAGAACAUGUACGAGAAUUUGAGGCUCGACGAUAACGUUUACGACAACUUGGAGUUCGACAAAGGGGAGAACAUCUAUCAAACGGUGGAGGAGUGCUCUGAGGAUAGAAAAAGCGAAGGGAGUUUGGAGGAGUUCAUCCGGAACGAGAGGGAAUCAUCCGGAGGCUUCGAAGAAACGAAGAACCUCGAAACUUCGAAAGUGAUUACGAAAAGUGAGACGGUAGUAACGAAGGAGAAAUCGAUCGAAACGUAUUCCGAGAUGGUUUACCACGCUAGAUCGGAAACCGGUUCGAAUUACUACGAAAAGUACACGGAGGUAUUGCUGAAGAACUCGAAGAACGAGAUCGGGAACCGGGAGAAAGAUACUGAGACGGUGCCCGCGGAGAUCGUGAAGAACCUCAAGUCGCAGCUUUGGAACUGCAAGUCAGGGGCGGAGGUGGUCGGUACCGUCAAGAAAGAGGGUGUCAAAGAAGCCAAGGCGGGAGUAAACAUCGUCGACCAGAUUAAGAAGUUCGAGCAUAGUGACGAGGACAAAGCGGAAGACAGUACCGAGUAUUCGGAGACUAUAAUGGAAAGUAACUCGCCCGGAGAAAUGAUUAUUAAAAAGAAAAAAACUAAAAAGACCCGAAAGGAAGAAAAGGAAAAUAUUUCGGUUACCGAUAACGGAUUUGUUGAAGCCGAAAAUUUUUAUAAUGUUAACGUUAAAAUUUUGUGUAGGAGCUUUGGCGAUUUAACAAAAAUCGACGGCAAGCGCUGGCGGGAGAGCAAAAAGAACAGCGAACGAUGGCGCACUAAAUCGCUUACGGACGUUUCGCCUGCUUCUAUUAACAUUAAACCCAUCGAAAACGUAUUCACCGGAGUGUCGGUUCGGAUAUUGAAGGAGAGAUUUAACACUGAACCCGCUGUUAGAGGGCUGCUUAAAACGUUUCCCUUUAAAAGUGAUGAACUGAAAUCGAGCUUUAGCAAAUUCGACGCCCUCCAAAAGAAGAACGUCCUCCACGUUAGGUCCUCCGACUCCACCAAGGCCCAUGAAAAAUUUAACGGCGCCCAGAUCGACGUGACCAACUGCAAGGCGUGCGGCAAACAGGUCUUCCAGAUGGAGCAGAUGAAGGCGGAGAAAGCGAUCUGGCACAAAAAUUGCUUCAGGUGCACCGAAUGCAACAAGCAGCUGACGGUGGAUACGUACGAGAGCAACGAAGGCAGUUUGUAUUGUAAGCCGCAUUUCAAGGCCCUGUUCGCGCCGAAAGCGGUCGAAGAAGAUACCCCCGCACCGAAGUCAAGAAGACCGGAGCUGAUUAUACGAGAGAAUCAGCCGGUAGAGUUGCCCCCUGAUGUGGUCAGAGCGAGCGACAAGCCCGACUUGGGCCUGGAGGAGCUUCAAAGCCUCAACGUCAAAGAGCGCUUCCAGGUGUUCGAACACUACCAGACCGAAACUAGCCAAACGGAGACGGAACGCGGCAACAUCAACGUCAAACGUUCCCCCUCCAUCCUCUCAAAACUUGCCAAGUUUCAGAAACACGGCAUGGACGUGGGCGUGUCUAACGAGGCCCUCGACGGGAUACCCGUUGAGGAAAGUUCCUCGGAAGGGGAGGAGGAGGAGGAAAUUCUAGAGGGCGAGGACAAGGACUUGGUGCGUGCCAAGCGCGUGCAAAAAGAGAAGCCCUUCCACUUCACCGGCAUGUCCGACGUGAAGAAGAAAUGGGAAAGCGGCGAUCAGUCGAAGGAAGAGAGACGGGAGGAGAGGAAGCAAGAGAUACAGUCCAUCAGGAAUAAGUUGUUUAUGGGCAAGCAGGAGAAAAUGAAAGAAGCUUACCAACAGGCGGUGAUGGAGAGCGAAUCGAGCACCAACUUGCGUAAAAAUCUAGCCGAAAAAAUCGAAAUCUGUGAUACGAAGUCCAUUAAGGAACGUUUCGAGAAGGGAGAAGUGGCGAACGACAAAACCAACAGGGAAAGGAAUAAUGAAGACGAAGAGGUGUACGAAAGCGAUAUGAGUAAGAAAUCGAGAUCUUUGUUUCUGGAACUGGACGCCAGCGCUUCCAAACCUCCUCAAAUAUCGCCGACAUCCCCGCCGAAAUUAGAAGUGAAGAAAGCUAGAGAGGCUUAUCUAGCCAAAAGGUCCAACGAGGACACCGUCAAGUCCACAGAAUACGUCGAGGACAUCGAGGUUAAAACGGCCGAUAUCCAAGAGAGAUUCAAGUUUUUCGAGACCUACAAGGAGCCCGAGAAACAAAGGAAGCAGUUCAGAAUGACCCCGCCCAGAGAUCCGUCACAAGUCAAGACGGAGACGCCGGAGAGAGAGAUAUAUCGGGAUCCCGAGGUGAUCAGGUCCGAGGAAAUCGUGGACGAUUCGGUCAUAGCCAAGGAAACGCACACCGCAUCGAAAAUGCUCAACAAGUUCAGGCAAAUGGAGGAGAACUUGCAAAGGGAACCGGAAUCAACCGGCCCCAAACCCCUGAAGCGAUUCACUCCGCCCCCGGAACCUGCCAAACCGGAAUCGAACAGCGAGGAAGAGUCCGGCUCAGAGUACGAAGAGGAGGAGGAAGAGGAGGUGGACCACUGUAGAUUACCGGAAGACGUGAUCGAGGCUCAAAAAGCGGCCAGAGCUAGACAGCUGCGCGCCAAAUUCGAGAAGUGGGAGGCCAACGAAAUAAAGAAGGAACAACAAAAUAUGGUGAACGUUGUGGAGGAGUACGGCGAGGAACAAUCGCAAAUCGAAUCUACGCGGGUGUUAAGAGCCCGAUUCGAAUCGAUCCAACAAUCGAGUACCGACAAAAGCAGAGCGCCGCGGGUCAAACCAGGCCGUUUUGUGUAAAAGAACAAGCCCCCAGCUCCCUUCCCCCAUUAAAGAAAAUCACCUCCCUUUCGGUCGUCGUCGGAACAACCAAGUCAGUGUAAAAUACCCCAUCUUUUCUAUCGGUCUUUUUUUUCUACGUCGAUUUUUUAAAGGCCCUCGCGUGGAAGGAUACUUUCGUGUGGUACCAAAGCUAGUGCAAUAUUCGGAAUAGUGAGAGAACUUUUAACGAAAAUUUUAGGCGAUCUUUUCCCCGUUUUAUUAAAUUUUGUUGUUUUAAUGUUAGCGUUUAACUACUGCGAUAUAGCUUGUUGUUUUAUAAAUGAGAACGUUACAUAGUUUAAUAGCGUCUAAUGUUUGUAUCGAUUUAUGUCAACGCACAAGUCACAAGACGGACAAAGUACGGUGUGUCCCAUUUUUUAAGGGUUUUACGGUGUAUCUUUUUCCGAGGUGGCACAAACAGAUAAUCCAUUUUGGAAAAUUUACCUUUUUUUUAACUAGUAAACUUAUCGUAAGCUGGUCUGUAUGGAUUUUUAAAUUUUUCAAAAACACAAGUUCUGAGAAUUUGACCUGAAACACAUUUUUUGGUGCUUUUUUUUUAAUUUUUUGUUAGCAAUUAUUAUAAUUGCAAUAGUUUUAUGGGUUUUUGUUUGCAAAAAUAUUAAACAUUUAGUAAAUCGGAAAAUAGUUUGCAAAAUAUACGAGGAACUAAUGACCAAAUUCCGACCAGCCAAAAGGUUAUUUUUACGAUACCCCUUUCUUCGGAUUACACAGGCCCAAGUUUUUAAAUAAGGAAUAAGCUUUUAUCACUUCUUUUAUUUAAUGUUUUAACACUAUUUUGCGGAGUUGUCAGGCUAUUGUAAAAAGUAGAUUUUGAUAUACACACUUAACUUGUGUCUUCUUUUUUUUUAGUGUAACUUUAUGUAUGUCUUAAUAAUAUUAUUAGGCUUGUUAUUAGCUUUUCAAGAAUAGUAAUAGAUAAAAACUAUUUUAAAUUAAAAAAAAAAAACGCCUUAAUUCUCUAAUGAAAAAUACCAAACAUUUUUAUAUCAGCAGGAAAAUGAAAUAGAAAUUAAAAUGUGCGUCAUGAGCCGUAAAGUUAUGAUAUAUUUCUUUUAAAUUAAAGUAAAUUGAAAUAUCACUUAUUCGUUACAUAUUUUUUACAAGCAUAACAAAAUUAUUAAAAUACGUACAGCCAUUAAAAAGAAAGAAAAAAAGAAAAAGAAAACUGACUACGCCGCUGGAUCCUAGGUAAAAAAAACCUAUCCAGGCCACAUUUUCUACAAGUUUACAAGCUUAGCAACCUUUUAGCGUUUUUAUUUCAAUAUAAGUAGCGAAAUUUUAUAUUUAAACUACUACACACUUGCACCGAAUACAAAAUUGGAUUUGUCGUUUUGGAGUUGUUCUUAUUUCUUCCUAUAUUUCCGUUUGUAUCACCUUCCAUUAAAUUUAUUAAUAAAGGAGAUACGCCCGUAAAACCAACAAAAAUGCAACGCACUGUAGACCGGCAGGUAGCAAUACUCUCUUAUUUAAAAUUUUUACCUUGUGUUGAGUUGAAAGUCGUUUUUCAUGUUGAAGGCGAGAACGGUGUAGGUAUCAAUUUAUAUCGGACGUCCAUACACACAAUUUUUUUAAAAUAUUUUUAAGUGUACUAUAUUGAUUACUGUGCCAAUUUUUUUUCUAUUCGGGCAACUUAACGAAAUAAAUGCGUUUUAACUGA
Messenger RNA from Cylas formicarius (sweet potato weevil), 5347 nucleotides. Its product is annotated as LIM domain and actin-binding protein 1. Gene Ontology annotation, molecular function: actin filament binding. Gene Ontology annotation, biological process: actin filament bundle assembly. The coding region runs from base 16 to 3648 and encodes 1210 amino acids. NCBI's taxonomy places the organism in Eukaryota, Metazoa, Arthropoda, Insecta, Coleoptera, Brentidae. The transcript is spliced from 22 exons. The record is from RefSeq and is a predicted model, not a curated record. Gene Ontology annotation, cellular component: actin cytoskeleton; plasma membrane.